Molecule: messenger RNA, 1617 nt
Organism: Stylophora pistillata
Lineage: Eukaryota; Metazoa; Cnidaria; Anthozoa; Scleractinia; Pocilloporidae
Product: ADP-ribosylhydrolase ARH1
Biological process (GO): protein de-ADP-ribosylation
Molecular function (GO): magnesium ion binding; ADP-ribosylarginine-[protein] hydrolase activity
Source: RefSeq, a predicted model, not a curated record
UUUCCUCGUUCCAGUCCUAUUACCUGCACGCCAGUCUUAUUUCCUGCACGCCAGCAGGAAAUCCAUAAAGCCACCAUGAUGUUUAGAUGUCUGCACGGGCUAGCUCGAAGAAUGCCUUCCGUGGAUCAGUUCAAGGCUUCGAUGGUCCUAAGUGCUGUAGGGGAUGCACUAGGCUACAAGAAUGGCGAAUGGGAAUUCUGUCAUUGCGGGGAGACUAUUCAUCAGCAGUUGCAAACCCUCGGUGGCCUCAAGAAAAUUGACAUCAAGGGCUGGAUUGUGAGUGACGACACUGUAUUACACUUGGCCACUGCUGAGGCUCUUGUAUCUCCUUGGAAAACACGCGAAGAACUUUUCCUCAAACUCGCUGCAAAUUAUAAAGCUGGCAUGAGAGAUAUGAGGGGCCGAGCGCCUGGAGGCACAACUGCAUCAAGUUGUGCACAACUGAGACCUCUUGUAAGUCAAGGCUAUGUGAUACCAUUUAAUCCUAAUGGGGGAGGAUGUGGUGCAGCCAUGCGUUCAAUGUGUAUUGGUCUGAUCUAUCACUCUCCAGACAAGCUUGAAGAUCUUAUUGCCAUUAGUAUUGAGAGUGGAAGGAUGACGCACAAUAACCCUACAGGUUACCUUGGUUCUCUAGCAUCUUCAUUAUUCACUUCAUUUGCUGUUCAAGGAAAACCUGUUAGGGAGUGGGGUGCCGAAUUGUUGUCUACUCUGCCUAAGGCUAUGAAGUACAUUGAAGAGGUUGGUCGUGACGUAGAAGAGAACAAACAACACUGGUCGUACUUCACUGAGGCCUGGACAAAAUAUCUUUCACUUCGUGGAAUUCUCCAAGGCAAUGGUGACCCUGUGUUUCCAGAGCCGUUUCACAUUAGGGAACGGGAUGCCUUUUACGAAUCAGUAAGUUUUAGUGGGUGGGGCGGAGCCAGCGGCCACGAUGCACCUAUGAUUGCUUACGACGCUCUUCUUGGUGCUGGGGCAUCAUGGGAAGAGCUUUGUAGCCGAGCCAUGUUUCAUAGUGGUGACAGUGACAGCACAGGAGUGAUCGCGGCGGCCUGGUGGGGAGCCUUGUACGGCAUGGAUAGUGUACCCAAGGGAAACUACAAGAAUUUGGAGUACAGAAAGAGAAUUGAAAAGGUAGCUGCUGAUCUGUUUGCAAAAGCUGGAGAUCUUGAAUAGAUUAGUGGCGAAUACUUACAAUAACUACAAGGAGAAUGACAGCGGCGGUGACGAAAAGACGUCGGCGACGAAACGAAGAUUAGAGUGAAGAAGACGACGAUGACGGUGACGACACGACGGUUGUAACGAAGACGACAAGAUAAAAACGAUAAAAAAACUUGACAAUGGCGGCAACAGCGUAGACCAUUAAAUCGUUCUGGCCCACAAUAGAAUUAGGAUUUUAUAAUAUAUCAUCGUAUUACAUUAUUAGGUUAUAAAGUUAUUAGGUUCUAGUAAGUAAGUAAGUAAGGACUUUAUUUAUAGAGGGGGACACGUAACAGCUGAAAAGCUGACAAACCUGUGGCCCUCUAACUAGAUUAUACAGCAUUACAAAAAACUGAUAAAUAAAUAAAUAUAUAAAUAAUUACAAAAUUCUAUGAUAGAAAUAGCAGGAUAUAUUAAAAA